Molecule: messenger RNA, 1300 nt
Organism: Heteronotia binoei (common prickly gecko)
Lineage: Eukaryota; Metazoa; Chordata; Lepidosauria; Squamata; Gekkonidae
Gene: FGFBP3
Product: fibroblast growth factor binding protein 3
Exons: 1
Coding region: 95-874 (259 amino acids)
Biological process (GO): cell-cell signaling
Molecular function (GO): growth factor binding
Source: RefSeq, a predicted model, not a curated record
GUGGGGCUUGGGGAAUGCACAGGGCCCUUCAGCUAGGAUUUUAUUUCUGAUGUUCUUUGAAUACAAGAGGCGACAAAUCCACUGACUUCAGGAGAUGAGGCUCCCCCAAACCCUUCCGCUCACCCUGCUGUUUCUGAGUUGCCUGGAAGGUGCUCCUGGCAAGAAAGGCAAAGAAAACCAUGAAAAAGCCAAGCCGUCCUCUCCUUGGGCACAGACUGGACAGUUCUCCACCCGGGACAAACACCUCUGCAGCUGGCAGCUGAUCCCAGGGGAAGAAGUCACCGAGAUCCACCUUAGCUGUCACCAGCUGGGAGAGGACAGUGGCAGAGGGCAGCAAUGCAUCUACCGGGGCCAGCCGGAAUUGUGCGCUGCUUAUCGCUCCAAAGGCCGUCAGUUUUGGAAGCAGAUCCUGGGUAAGCUCCGCAGAAAGCACCACCCAUGCCAGGACAGCAGUCCGCUCAAAUCCCGGCUUUGUAGCAGCAAAAAAGGGGCAUCCGAAGCAGAGCUGCACUUGGUACCCCCAACUCUGACCACAGCGGCCCCAGUGGCUGAGAGCACUGCUAAAGGCAAAGCCAAGGGAAAGGCCCAUGCUAAGGACUUGCCAGCACCACAGAAACCACCUCAGGCACCCAGAACUAGGGUACCCACUAGCUCUUCAAAGGCAGACGCCCCUGACAAGCGCAGCAAAGGAGGGAAGAAGAAAGUCACUCCCAGCUCCUCAGUGGCUCCAACCCACCUGUCCAGCGGCAGACCCAUGGCAGUUGUGGAAAGCACUGAACAGCCCACAGAGCUCAAUGCAGAUGUGGCAGCGGCCUACUGCGAAGAGAAGUGGCACUCGCUGUGUAAUUUCUUUGUGAAUUUUUGGAAUGGCUGAAUGAGUGGCCACCAGGGACAAAGGGGGUGGGGUGGGGGGGUGGAGCUAAAUGUACAGCAGAGAGCCUAGUUAGAGAGGAAGCCUGAUGGGGGCAUUUGCAGUGAAGUCAAGAUAAAGGAAAGAAUUAUGUUCUAGAGUGCCAACAGAAUGUGGCAAAAAUGUGGAGAGCUGUGUGCAGCUAUGAGGCUUUAUGGGGUGUAGCAUUUACACAUUCCUACUAAUCCAAUAGCAGCUGCGUUAACUGAGAGGCUAGGAUAUGGAAACUCUAUUUUUUCAUGAGUUAUGUGUUAAUAUCCCUCUUUCUUUGCAAGCUGAUCUCAAGUUGCAAGGAAAUUGCUCUGCUGUGUUAGACAUUUCUUUCUUAUCCAUGAUCCGGGUAGCUUAAUGCUUUGUCAAUAAAAGCUAUUUGGGAUUAUCCUAUUUGAA